UGAAUCUGUAUGAAGCUCCUGUACUAAGUAGCUAGACUGUCAACACACUGCUCAACCAGCAAUCAAAAAUGGCUUUUCCGAGCUUUUUAUGAGAUAUUGUGGUUAUUUAGUUACAUAGUUAUACUGUGUCACUGUGUAGGAGCGCACCAUAAAAAUAAAUUGAAUUGAAUUGAAUUAUUGCUCUUGAGAAGGUACAGAGCACAAGAGAUAUCAGCCAAACAGGACAGAGCACAAACAAGAAGGAGUUAAUGAGAGGCCACAGCCAGUAAGUAGGAAGUAAGCCAAAGUAAACGGGAUAUUAAUGAAACAGAGCAAGGAAACAUCCGCAAACCCCUCACUUCCCCCUUUUUGGUUUUGGUGUCCUGAGAUUCAAAGACUCAAACUACAAGUAAACACCGGUGAUGAGGUAAUGACACUGAAACCAGCACAGCUGCAGUUCAUGUCCGUGUUCCCUGCUGUGGCGUCAGCGGUUUUUGCCAUGAGACUUGUUUGCGAUAGAGAUCCUGCAGAACAAGUUUCAAACUGAUAGGAAUGAUCAACAUGGGAGCGGUGAGGACAUGAAGGGAGUUCAAGACCAGCUGCUGGAAGACCAGCAUCGCCGGUGGUGGAGAGUUACUGAGUGCUGUGGAAUUGACUGAGCUUCCAGCUGUUGUUUACAUGACUGUCAUGUUUGCUGUCCCCUUUCCUUCGCUGGUGGUUAAGGCUCCGUCGAUUUCCUUCCACUUUCUCCCGCGGUUUGUUUUGAUUUUUGUCCUGUGCUCCCUCCACAAAGUACACAGAUCUGUGUGAAUGAGGACGGAGUACCAGGGGUACAGUGACUGAAAACGGACACCGGAGAGCGAGAUCUGCUUGGGUGCAAAUAAACAAGGCAAGAAAAACUGGAUUAUUCAGUCACAGGCUGCAGAAAAGCUUCAUCCCAAGGUGGUGACCGUCAAUUCUUUGUAACACAGCGUUCAGAGGUGUACAGUGACCGUCUUAACUCCGUAGAUUGAUCAUCUUAAGUGUCUGGCUGGACGUGGCAGUCAGCAUGGCUGCCAGGAGGAUAGUCCCAGAACCCCUGGCAGCGCUGUCGCGCUGGUACCUGUACGCCAUCCAUGGCUACUUCUGCGAGGUGAUGUUUACUGCAGCUUGGGAGUUUGUAAUUCACUGCAACUGGAAGUUCCCCGGUGUGACCAGCGUGUGGGCGCUGUUAAUCUACGGCACAAGCAUCCUGGUCAUUGAGCGUAUGUACCUACGGUUGAGUGGGUGCUGCCCCAUGCUGCUGCGCUGCCUGAUCUACACACUCUGGACCUACCUGUGGGAGUUUGGCACUGGGCUGUUGCUGCGCCAGUUUAACGCCUGUCCCUGGGACUAUUCCCAAUUCCGUUACAACUUCAUGGGCCUCAUCACAGCUGAGUAUGCCUUGCCCUGGUUCUGCGCUUCCUUCAUUGUGGAGCGGCUGAUCAUCUGCAACACGCUGCGGCUGCGGUUCGACAAAGUAACAGACCCAGCUGCUGUGAGCAGGGCCCCAAAUGCACCAGAAGGAAGAAGAGCCAAUGGCUAUGUCAAGGUAGAUUGAAAAGCUGUGGAAACCAUCGUUCUACACAAUGUCGCACUCACUUCACAGGCUUGGACAGCACGAAGCCAUAUCCUCAGAGCUGCGGCUAUUCAAAACCUGUAAAACUUUUCGAGGGGGAACUCUUUCAACUUAUGUGUGAUGGUCCAAUGUCCAUUGACUUCAUAAUGCUUUGUGUAGAGCAGAUGCAACAAAACAUGAUUGCUGGUACAGUGCCUUUUCCGACUAACUCUGUAGCCAUUAAUGUCGGCAGUUACAUUUAUUCCAAGUUUAGCUAAAACAAUUUUAUAAAUGUAUUCAUAUUUCUAAUCAAUAUGCAAGCCUUUAAGGUUUAAAAUGUAUUCUGUUCAAAAGUGUUGACCCCCACUAAGCAAAUCAAUAUGUCAUUAAGCCAUAUUAAUGAUAAUCAGCAUCAUUGAGUAGCUCUUAGCGUAUGUCUGCUAAACUUAAAAUGCUGUUAAAUUAACACCUGAAUAUUUUGCAUUACAUUUUUAGGAAAGUCAAAAUAUGAAUAAAUUACUUUUUCUUUAAUUACCACACCAAAACUCAGCUUAGAUAAGCUGAAAUUAAUUUUUUUUGCUAGAACAUGUUCUUACAUAACAACUGUAUGUGAGAUUCAUUCCCAAGAACAGCUUCUUAAGGAUGUGCAUGGAUUAUGAAGUUGACUGUAGCCAUUUGUUUGAACGUUUAAGUACUGUAUCCUCUAUACUUGAAUCUUUUUGUCAUUGUCAUAAAUCUUGAGAGGUGAGGUAAAAUUACCUUUUAACAUGCCACAUAAUUCUCCCUCUAACCCAAUCAUACGGUAUGAAUUCUACGCGAGCUGGUGGACAGUGGUAGCUGAGCAGAGGGUGUGGUUACUGUGAUAGACAGCCUUUCCCAGUACCUGCCCCUCUCAGUCCUUAGAAUAAUGAAGGCCAGCUGCUGCAAAUGGAAUGAAAUGAUGAAAGACUUUAAAGCAGCUGCCCUGAAGGCUUCAAGAGAGGAGUGUUUGGGUGGGGUUCUCUUGUCUUGAUUUUGACCUGUGUUUGUAAAUAAAGCUGUUUUGUUGUA
This is a messenger RNA of Scleropages formosus (Asian bonytongue), 2605 nucleotides long. Its product is annotated as transmembrane protein 229B-like. The transcript has 3 exons. Bases 1028 to 1558 code for a protein of 176 amino acids. The record is from RefSeq and is a predicted model, not a curated record. NCBI's taxonomy places the organism in Eukaryota, Metazoa, Chordata, Actinopteri, Osteoglossiformes, Osteoglossidae.